Molecule: messenger RNA, 1787 nt
Organism: Vanessa atalanta (red admiral)
Lineage: Eukaryota; Metazoa; Arthropoda; Insecta; Lepidoptera; Nymphalidae
Exons: 6
Coding region: 170-1234 (354 amino acids)
Biological process (GO): proteolysis
Molecular function (GO): cysteine-type endopeptidase activity
Source: RefSeq, a predicted model, not a curated record
ACAGUCAGUAAUGCCAACCUAACGCACAGCCUCUUUGAUAGAUGUCAGAGGUAAAAUAAGUGUGAACGGACUGUGUGAUGAAUUAUGAAGCAUUUGAUUUUGACAUUUUUGACACACCUAUCAAAUUGUAAAUCAUAUAUGUAAACAAAAAAGGAUAAGCUAUUCAGAUAUGUCUCUAUUGCAAAAAAUAUCUUAUAAAGAAUACAAAUACGCAUCUACACUUAGUAUAGAAAAAUGUGAAAUCAUAGCAAAAUUAGCUGACCUGAAAGUGCCUUUCAAUGAUAGUAAAAAGCCAGGCGAAUUACUGAUAAAAUAUCUCGAUCGAUGUGGCUGUUCUUUACAACAAUAUAAAAGUCUUAUCAACUCGGCCCUUAAUACAAAAACAAUAAUUACAUAUUACCAUCCACUUUCAAAAGUAGCCAUACUCAUAGCAAAUGAAAAAUAUGAACAUUUGUCUAAAUUAGCGACACCAUCCGUAGAUUGUGAUUCAUUAGCAUGUAAUCUAAGAAAUCUUGGUUUUAUCACAAUUACCAUAAAAAACACUAAAAUAUCUGAUUUAAAGGAUAUGAUAGCCAAAAUAAUUCUAACAGUACCUGAAGACUCUUACUGCUUCAUUUUUUAUGCAGGCCAUGGCUGUGAAUUAUGCAACACAAAAUGUAUACUUGGUAUAGAUUGUCCCACAGAAAAUAUAAAAUUUAGUCACUGUAUCACUGAAAAUUGGCUGUUAAGAGAGGUAGCAAAAUGUAAGCCAGAGACAUGUAUUCUUAUAAUGGACAUGUGUCGGAUUAAUUUAGAUAGGUAUACGAAUUCCAGCAUAUAUGCAUCAAUGUCAGAUUUGGAAGAUUAUACCAUACACAAUAAUCUUUUUAUAAGUUAUUCUACACAGUCCUCCCAAGCAGCAUAUGAGGUUCUUCAAAUAGAAUGUACAACUACAAUUGACAAUGAUGUUACCUAUGAAUUAAAGACGGGCGACACAGAAAAAAUUGUUCCUGGAGCAAGCCAAUAUGUUAAUGCUUUGUGUACUAGAUUGGUUGAUAAUUUUGAUAUAAGUACAUUAUUAGAUAAAGUUCAUGGAGAUGUUGAGAAUUCAAUAAAAAAACAGAGACCUAUCAAAGUUCAAUGUGGAGUAAACAAGAGGUCAUUGUAUGAUCCUGUCAAAGGUGACACUAAAGAACUUCUAAUUAGGUUAAGAGAUAUUUUACAAAACUAUAAAGAGAACUGUUCUGUAUUUUGAACUAUAAUGAAAUUUCAAGAGAAGCAACAAGAAGAAACUAAUGGUGCUGAAAAAGUGAUAAAUGAAAACAUAAUUAUAGCAAUAACAAGAACAUUUUUAUUUUAUUUUAAGCUUUUCUCCUAUAUUCUAUAAAGAUUACAUAUAUUUACAUUUAAUUUCUCUUUAAUGUGUGCGGUUGGAAGUGAUUUACAAUAUUAACCCACCAGCUGUCUUCAACGCCUUUGGUGAAUUCUCUUAUAAAUCUGUAGUUGAGAAUAAAUAUUUUGUCUUGGUACUCAGGCUGCACCCUAAAAACAAAAGAAUGGUAUCCAAUCACUGCAAAGUUAUGAAUACAUAAAUCAAUGAAAUUUUCACUUUUAAAACAUCAUGCCUAAUGCAUAGAAUUAGAAUUCUACAGAUUACAAUGUCUCACUGCAGUUAUAAAAUGUUAUUAUACAACUUAUUAAUUAAAAAUUGUCAUGAAAUUAUCAUGUUACAUUAUUCAACAUCAAUGUUAGUAAUUAUAUUAUGAACAUCAGAAAGUAUAUCCACAACCACAGUAAUAAAAUGUAAC